Colletotrichum truncatum is the source of this 1272-nucleotide messenger RNA. RefSeq names its product aspartic proteinase. Gene Ontology annotation, molecular function: aspartic-type endopeptidase activity. Gene Ontology annotation, biological process: proteolysis. The record is from RefSeq and is a predicted model, not a curated record. NCBI's taxonomy places the organism in Eukaryota, Fungi, Ascomycota, Sordariomycetes, Glomerellales, Glomerellaceae.
AUGCUCUCUCGUCUUGCCCCGUUCGUAUGGCUCGCCAUGGCACACGCCCUCCCAGUCGACCAGGAUCCUUCCAGCAUCCCAGCCCCCGGAUCCCCUUUCACGAUCCCCGUCCGUGUCAACCCGCACUAUGUCCCCGACGGCCCGGCCGACUUAGUAGCCGCCUACCGCAAGUGGAACAUGCCCGUGCCGGAGGCUCUCGAGAAACACUUGCUGACCCGGCGAGCUGGUACAAACGGCGACAGCUACUGGUUGUCGGAGAUCUUCGUCGGUACCCCUGAAGCUCAGGCUAUUCCCGUGUUGAUCGACUCUGGGUCUUCCGACUUCUGGCUGAUGUCCACCGACACCCAAUUCGGCAACGCAGCGAAGAACGGCAAACCCAAGUUGUACGAUCCCUCCAAAUCCGAAGCGAGCCAGGAAGUCGCAGGAGCCUCAUGGAACCUACAAUAUCACGACGGCAGCAGCUCCUCUGGGAAAGUCUACCUCGACAUGCUUCGGAUAGGCCUCAUGACUGACUACAACUGGUUCAACAUAUCCAAUGCAACAAUCCAGUCAGCUGUCUCGGUAACCAACCGCCUCGCCGUCGACCCGAACCUCAGCGGUGUCCUAGGCUUGGCGAAACAGCGCCCUUCAAACAUCCAGCCCCGGAUGCCCUCCAUCAUGGACCGUCUUAAGCAAGAGUUGCACUUCGAAUUCAUCGGCGCCGACUUGCGUGCCAAUUCGUCCCUCGGCUCCUGGAACUUUGGGAGUAGCCAGGGCGGCGGUAAGAACCUUAUCCACGAGCCGCCCGUGCCUAACUCUGAGCACUGGGAUUUCCGUGUAGAGGGAUUUCGCCUCAGUUCCAUGAGCGACAACUCCUGGUACACCGCACGCAUGACCGCCACUGUCGACACGGGCAGCAGUUUGCUGCUUCUCCCGGGCACGGUCGUUGCCAAGUACUACGCAGAGAUUCCCGGGUCAUCGUUCGAUGAGACGCUGCAGUCUUGGCUGUUUCCCUGCGACAUUGCAUCAGGAAUACCGGAUUUCGAAUUCUCGACAAGCGGCGGAUAUACAGGCAAGGUUCCAAAGGCGUACAUAAACAUCGGCCCAGUCCCGGGAAAUACCGAAAAGUGCUAUGGCGGUAUCCAGAAGAGCGUCCACAACCAUGCCAUUUUUGGAUCAGUGGUGCUCAAGACUUUGUAUGUACAAUUCAACUACGGCGAAAGAGGAAGCUUCGUCAGCUUCGGCAGCAAGGGCCUGGAUGUGUGCUCUGUCACUAGCACAUGCACGCAGUGA